This is a messenger RNA of Contarinia nasturtii (swede midge), 1080 nucleotides long. RefSeq lists its product as uncharacterized. Lineage: Eukaryota; Metazoa; Arthropoda; Insecta; Diptera; Cecidomyiidae. The transcript is spliced from 5 exons. Bases 75 to 629 code for a protein of 184 amino acids. The record is from RefSeq and is a predicted model, not a curated record.
UAUGAUUCCAGCUUAGGUUUAGUCUGCCUUUUGAUGUCAUCGCGUUUGGUGAGAUUAUAAGCAGUUAAACGCGUAUGAAACCAGCUAUGUAUUAUACGUCAUCUUCAAGGAUGAUGUGGGCUAUAUUAGUUGUGAUGUCAAUGUUAGUUUCAACGGCGAUUCCGAUUCGAGUAGAUUUCAAUACGAAUACCGGCCCAAUUCGACCACCGACCACAACACUCCCACCACCACCUCAACCACCAUUCCGUGAACCAGCGCCGGUUUGGGAAGAUCAGUCCAAUGACAUUCCAAAUCCAGAUCCAUACAGAUAUGUGCCACCACCUCCAUCACGACCACGCUACAACAAUAAUGAUAUAGAAUCGAAUAACAUUUUUAAUGAUAACGAGAAAUAUAACGAAAUCAAGAAUGUAAAAGAAAACAAUGCAAGAGGAUUCUUUGUGGAUGUCCCGCCAAAAUUCUAUAAAACAUCGCUGGCCAAACAGCAAUACUACCAGGACAAGUAUUUAAACGACAUAUUCAGCAAAAAUUACUAUAACAAAGCAGAUAAAUAUAGUAUAAUUGCUUUUAAAGAUAAAUACCAUGGUCUUCCAUAUUAUGUGUUUUAUUUUGCGCGAGUUCCUUCCCAAUAAACAAAUGGCAAUCAUUUGAAAAUGGACACAGUCAAACUUUCGUCAUUAGAAUCUUUUAUCAAUUAUAAAACGGACAAUCACACAUCAUGGAUCCAUCCCAAAAUGUAACUAACACAUAUCUCAAUGAUAGAGAGAGGAAGUCACAACCAAUAAAACAUACAUAUUAUACUAUUGAGGUUACCAGUAGAUUGGUAUAUAUUCUUUUUUUUAUUUUUGCGUUUCAAGUAAACGUUUUUUCCGGUGUCAACGGAUCGAUUAUUUUUCAUACUCGAAUUGGCCUUAGGAACGAAAACAAACAAAUUAUAUUUGUAUGUAUGUCAUGAAAAUCAACAGAUUUUAUGUAUAUAAAUCGAACAAUUGCAUUAUGUGAUAAGAUAAUUAAUGUAAUUGUUAUCGGAAGAAAGAAGGCUUCAAAAGGAAAAUGAAUAAAAAAAAUACUUUUGAAUCGACA